CGCCGGGCCCAUGGCGGCGGCGCCGCGCGCCGUGCUGCUGCUCAGCGGCAAGAGGAAGUCGGGCAAGGACUUUGUGGCCGAGGAGAUCCAGAGCCGGCUGGGCCCCGACGUGUGCACCAUCCUCCGCCUGUCCGGACCCCUCAAGGAGCAGUACGCCAAGGAGCACGGCCUGGACUUCCAGCGGCUCCUGGAUGCCAGCGCCUACAAGGAGACCUACCGGCAGGACAUGAUCCGCUGGGGCGAGGAGAAGCGCCGCGCCGACCCCGGCUUCUUCUGCAGGAUCGUGGUGGAGGGAGCGGUGCAGCCGGUGUGGGUGGUGAGCGACACGCGGCGCCUCUCGGACGUGGAGUGGUUCCGGGACGUCUAUGGGGACGUGGUGCGGACCGUCAGGGUCGUGGCCACUGAGGAGACGAGGAAGAGGAGGAACUGGGUCUUCGUGGUGGGGGUGGACGACGCGGAGUCCGAGUGUGGCCUGGACCAGGGGCUGGCCUUCGACUGGGUCAUCACCAAUGAUGGGGACGAGCUGUCCCUAGACAGCCAGCUGGAGACGCUGCUGCAGUCCGUCCGUGGCCAGCUAUAGCCGCACCGCUGGUGCCAGAGCGAGCCCGUGGCAGCGGGACGUGGACCAAAGAGGGCUGCGGGGUGCUGGGGGGGGGUGCAGCUGCUGCUAACAGCUGGUUGCAGGGGACUAAUCCUUCUGCGGGGGCUGAGCCUGGCUCCGACCCCCGUGCGGGGGGCGCUGCGGCGAGGCCGGGUGCGGGCAGUGCCCAUCCGCCGCGGUGGGGCUGGGGAGCAGAGCCUGGAGCAGGAGCGAGCAGCGUGGGCCCGGUGGCCGUGGCCCCGUGGCCCGGUGGCCGUGGCCGUCCCCCCCCCCGGUGCCGCCAGGGGGCAGGGCACCCGCGGCCUGCGCCUGGCCCUGCUCGUGCCGCCGGUGGGCGAGCGUCUCUCCCCUCCUCAGCCGCUCCACAGCAUCCCGGUUAGCCAGCCCCGCUGGUGGGAGCACGCCUCCACGCCGGGGAGGGGAAGGGGGUCGGGUCCCCCCGUCACGUGUGAGCACCUCGCCUCUGCCUUGGCCAGACCCCCCUGCCCCUCGCGGGGCGGGCGGACGUGCCUUACCCCUGGAGCAGGCGACGCGGUGCCUGCCCCGUCUCCCUGCUCCUCUCUGCACUGCUUCACGGCCCCCGCAGGCUCGCUCUGCGGCCGGCGCUGACCAAGCUGUCUCGCCCACGAGCCCUCGCCAAGGCCAGUGUCAACCCCACCAGACGCAGAGCCCUGCCCGGCGGCUCCCGGCACGGCACGGCGCCUUCCCGGCUCUGCCACGGCAGCGGGUAGAGGCGAGAAGGCGGGGACAGCGCGCGAGGAAAGGCGCUGCCGUUCGGUGACCCUCUGCCCGUGGCUGGGGGCGGCCAGCACCCCUCUCCCAGCCCAGCAGCUCGGCGAUUCUGGGAGGGGGCUGCUGCCGCCCUGCCGUGCUCCAGCCCUCCUGCUGGCCAUUUGCUGCCCCAGGAAUAAACUCAGAUGGUGAGA
Messenger RNA from Rhea pennata, 1527 nucleotides. It is a transcript of the gene PMVK, whose product is annotated as phosphomevalonate kinase. The coding region runs from base 11 to 580 and encodes 189 amino acids. Lineage: Eukaryota; Metazoa; Chordata; Aves; Rheiformes; Rheidae. Gene Ontology annotation, cellular component: cytoplasm. The record is from RefSeq and is a predicted model, not a curated record. Gene Ontology annotation, biological process: cholesterol biosynthetic process; isopentenyl diphosphate biosynthetic process, mevalonate pathway. Gene Ontology annotation, molecular function: phosphomevalonate kinase activity. The transcript has 5 exons.